UUUAAGAUAAGCCCUUGAAUACAUUAACAAAUUUGCAUCCAUAUCACCCUCGUACACACCCCAAUUUCAUUCCAGAAAAAGAAAUUUUAGCCUAAAAUGGCUUGUGCUUGUGCUUCCCCUGCCAUUGCAGCUGUCUCCAUCUCCUCUCCAAGUUCCCAAAAGAGUGGAUCCAUAGUAGGGGCAACAAAAGCUUCUUUCCUUAGUGGAAAGAAGUUGAGAUUGAGAAGCAACACAUCUUCACCAGUGGUUUCAAGAUCUGUUACAGUUUGUGCAGCUGCAGAUCCUGACAGACCUCUUUGGUUCCCAGGCAGCACUCCUCCUCCAUGGCUUGAUGGCAGUCUCCCUGGAGACUUUGGCUUCGAUCCCUUAGGUCUUGGAUCUGAUCCUGAAACUCUGAGAUGGAAUGUACAAGCAGAGCUUGUUCACUGCAGAUGGGCAAUGUUAGGUGCAGCUGGAAUUUUCAUUCCAGAAUUCCUAACAAAAAUUGGUAUAUUAAACACACCUUCAUGGUAUGAUGCUGGUAAACUAGAAUACUUCACAGAUACCACAACCCUCUUCAUUAUUGAGCUCAUUCUAAUCGGUUGGGCUGAGGGAAGAAGAUGGGCAGAUAUUCUUAAACCAGGGUCUGUUAACACUGACCCAAUUUUCCCCAACAACAAGCUUACUGGAACCGAUGUUGGUUACCCAGGUGGGUUAUGGUUUGACCCACUUGGUUGGGGAAGUGGUUCUCCGGAAAAGAUUAAAGAGUUGAGGACAAAGGAGAUUAAAAAUGGUAGAUUGGCUAUGUUGGCUGUAAUGGGUGCUUGGUUCCAACAUAUUUAUACAGGCACAGGCCCUAUUGACAAUCUUUUUGCCCAUCUUGCUGAUCCUGGUCAUGCCACCGUUUUUGCUGCUUUCAGCCCCAAGUGAAGGAUCCAGAGAAAGUGCCAAGCAAAGGCUUGAAAAUAUGGGAGAAACGCUGGGAAAGAGCAUGAAAGAUUUGUAUUUGUCGAAAGAACCUUUUGUAUCAUUAGAACUUGUAAUGCCUGUGUUACGGUUUUUCUCAUAGAAAAAGAAUGCUGGUGGAUUAGUGUACAAAAUUUCUAAAUUAGAUAUAUGUUUUAUAUAUAUCUUAGCUAGUAAAAAGCAUCCAUUAAGGGAAUUGAUAA
Molecule: messenger RNA, 1148 nt
Organism: Jatropha curcas
Lineage: Eukaryota; Viridiplantae; Streptophyta; Magnoliopsida; Malpighiales; Euphorbiaceae
Gene: LHCA2
Product: photosystem I light harvesting complex protein
Biological process (GO): photosynthesis, light harvesting
Cellular component (GO): membrane
Source: RefSeq, a predicted model, not a curated record